This is a messenger RNA of Galeopterus variegatus (Sunda flying lemur), 330 nucleotides long. Its product is annotated as noggin-like. The transcript has a single exon. NCBI's taxonomy places the organism in Eukaryota, Metazoa, Chordata, Mammalia, Dermoptera, Cynocephalidae. The coding region runs from base 1 to 330 and encodes 109 amino acids. The record is from RefSeq and is a predicted model, not a curated record.
AUGGGCUGCUCACACCAUAUUCAUAGUGUACCCCUGGUGCUGGUGGGCCUGAUGGAGCACUCCAAUGCUAUCUCUGAUCCAAAGAUGAAAGAUUUGAACGAGAUGCUGCUUUGCUCCUUGCGUAGAGGCUACUACAACCAGGCCUCAUUCCCUUACUGGGACUGGUGGGGACAUGGGAGUAGCAAAGAGCUUGCCAAGUUGGACCAGCUGCUAUCAAGGACACUAUCUGGGCAAGAAAUUGUCAAGGACAUGGCAGGAGGAGCAUUGCCCACAAAGGGUUCUGAAGCACAAGGAAACCUUUCUAAACCACUGAUGUUAGGAGAAAAAUAA